ACUGGUCACUUGCUUCAUGGAUAAGCGAACAAGUGCCUGCUCCUGGGACUUUUACUCUGGAAUGGAAUGGCACACAAUUGGUGAUGAAACGCCGAGGGGCACCUACUGGAGCAGUGGAACCUUGAAAGAUAGGAGCUUUGAGUUCAUUCCUUUGUUGGAUAAUAUCUACAGUUUUAACAGUGUUUCGAAUGCAAACGAGAUUUACUUUAGCUAUUCAGUUCCAGAAGGAGUUGUUUCACACUGGGUAUUGACCUGGGAAGGGGAACUUUUUGACACUAGUAGACCCGUAUUUGUGCUGAACGAUCAGUGCAAUAGGUAUGAAGAAUAUCCAGGGUGUGCAGUGCAAAACCUACCCGCUUGCAGGACUAGAAAAGACGGAUUCAUGAAGCAAUCGGUUCUCAGAUCAGGAUAUCCAUCAUUAAUGAACAUAGAUACGAGCUUGGGCCUUAGUGAUUGUCAGGCUAUAUGCUGGAAUGAUUGUUCUUGUACUGCUUAUAAUAGUAUAGACACUAACGGAACUGGAUGUCUGUUUUGGAGUACAAAAUUUGCACAAGCCCUCAAGGAUGACGCAAAUCAGGAGGAGCUCUAUGUUUUAUCCUCAUCACGAGUUACGGGGAGCAGUUGGUGGAUAUGGGUCAUUAUUGCAGGAGUGGUACUUGUGGUCUUGUUACUUACGGGCUCCUUAUACUAUUCAAGGAGAAAAUUCAGAGGGGAGAGAGAAAUGGAGGAAGCUGCGCUGCUUGAAUUGACAACUUCAAACAGCUUUAGUGAUUCAAAAGAUGUUGAACAUGAUGGAAAGAGGGGGGCUCAUGAUCUUAAACUGUUCAGUUUUGAUUCUAUUGUGGCUGCCACGAAUAACUUUUCAUCUGAAAAUAAACUUGGAGAGGGUGGCUUUGGCCCGGUUUAUAAGGGGAAAUUACCUGAGGGGCAAGAAAUAGCAGUGAAGAGACUUUCAAGGGGCUCCAGCCAAGGAUUGGUGGAGUUUAAAAAUGAGAUUAGACUGAUCGUCAAACUCCAACACAUGAAUCUUGUUAGACUUUUGGGUUGUUGCAUCAAGGGAGAAGAAAAGAUGUUAAUCUAUGAGUUCAUGCCCAACAAAAGCUUGGACUUCUUCCUCUUUGGUUUGAAUACUUCCCUUUUUUUCUUCCUUUUAUCUGCAUGACUUUUCCUUAUGUUCUUAUCUUUUUUUUUUUUUGCUUGAAACAAUUUACUAGUUGUGUGUUGUGU
Vitis riparia (riverbank grape) is the source of this 1227-nucleotide messenger RNA. RefSeq names its product G-type lectin S-receptor-like serine/threonine-protein kinase RKS1. Gene Ontology annotation, molecular function: ATP binding; protein kinase activity. Gene Ontology annotation, biological process: protein phosphorylation. The transcript has 4 exons. The coding region runs from base 17 to 1162 and encodes 381 amino acids. The record is from RefSeq and is a predicted model, not a curated record. Lineage: Eukaryota; Viridiplantae; Streptophyta; Magnoliopsida; Vitales; Vitaceae.